Closterium sp. NIES-67 is the source of this 290-nucleotide messenger RNA. The record is from the annotation of a GenBank genome assembly. NCBI's taxonomy places the organism in Eukaryota, Viridiplantae, Streptophyta, Zygnematophyceae, Desmidiales, Closteriaceae.
CCACCUGGCAUGCGAAGCUGGAAGAGGGAAAAGGAGGGAGAGAAGGGAGAGAAGGGAGAGAAAGGAGAGAAGGGAGAGAAGGGAGAGAAAGGAGAGAAGGGAGAGAAGGGAGAGAAGGGAGAGAAAGGAGAGAAGGGAGAGAAGGGAGAGAAGGGAGAGAAGGGAGAGAAGGGAGAGAAGGGAGAGAAGGGAGAGAAGGGAGAGAAGGGAGAGAAGGGAGAGAAGGGAGAGAAGGGAGAGAAGGGAGAGAAGGGAGAAGGGCACUAAAGAAUGAUUGUCGGUAGAGCUAG